CUGAAUUACUAUUCUCAUCUCUUUCCCCAUUACAUUAUCUCUGUGUCAGAGCCUGCACGUUGUCAGUGUUCCACUCACCGUCGACCCUACUGCGUCUUUGUGUGAGCCAGCUUCCAUCAUCAACGCCUCCUUUCGAACUUGCUGUAAUAUAUUAAUUCUACAAUCCAGCUUAACCGAUUUGCAACAGUUCACACGAAAAUGCGUGAAUGUAUAUCAAUACACGUCGGCCAAGCCGGUGCUCAGAUUGGUAAUGCAUGCUGGGAGUUGUACUGUCUGGAACAUGGCAUCCAGCCUGAUGGGCAGAUAUCCACUGAAAAAACUGCCGGAAGCGGGGACAAUUCAUUCAGCACUUUCUUCAACGAGACCGGAACUGGACAUCACGUGCCACGUGCAGUGUUUAUUGACUUAGAGCCAACAGUUAUAGAUGAAAUUCGUACAGGUACGUACCGCCACUUGUUCCACCCAGAACAACUGAUCACCGGUAAAGAAGAUGCCGCCAAUAACUAUGCGCGUGGCCACUACACUAUUGGGAAAGAGCACAUCGAUAUGGUGUUGGACAGAGUUCGUAAGUUGGCUGAUCACUGUACUGGUCUUCAAGGUUUCUUGGUUUUCCACAGCUUCGGUGGUGGCACUGGUUCUGGUUUCACGUCUCUUCUUAUGGAGCGGCUCUCGGUUGACUAUGGAAAGAAGUCAAAGUUACAGUUUGCCGUCUACCCUGCUCCCCACAUAUCAACAGCGGUUGUUGAACCAUACAAUUCCAUUUUGACAACUCAUACCACCUUGGAGCAUUCGGACUGUGCUUUCAUGGUUGACAACGAGGCCAUCUACGAUAUAUGUCGUCGAAAUUUGGACAUAGAACGUCCAGCUUACACCAAUCUCAACCGUCUGAUUGGUCAAAUCGUGUCUUCCAUUACGGUGUCCCUCCGCUUCGAUGGUGCUCUUAACGUCGAUUUGACUGAAUUCCAAACCAAUUUGGUGCCCUACCCGCGUAUUCACUUUCCAUUGGCUACCUACGCCCCGGUCAUUUCUGCUGAGAAAGCUUACCACGAGCAGAUGUCCGUGUCGGACAUUACCAAUGCGUGCUUCGAACCUUAUAACCAGAUGGUUAAAUGUGAUCCACGACAAGGUAAAUACAUGGCAUGUUGUCUUUUAUAUCGUGGGGAUGUCGUACCGAAAGAUGUCAAUGCUGCAAUCACCACCAUCAAGACCAAACGCAACAUCCAAUUCGUCGACUGGUGCCCAACUGGUUUCAAAAUUGGUAUCAACUACCAACCACCAACCGUUGUUCCCGGUGGUGACUUGGCUAAAGUACAACGCGCUGUCUGCAUGUUGAGCAACACUACGGCCAUCGUUGACGCGUGGGCUCGUCUUGAUCAUAAAUUCGAUUUGAUGUACGCCAAGCGUGCUUUCGUCCACUGGUAUGUCGGUGAAGGUAUGGAGGAAGGUGAAUUCUCCGAGGCGCGUGAAGAUCUGGCAGCUUUGGAGAAGGAUUACGAGGAAGUUGGCGUCGACUCAGCUGAAGGGGAAGGGGAGGAAGAGGGAGAGGAAUAUUAAAUAUAAUAUUUUAAAGAUAUGUGAAAAUGAAGCAGUGAAAAUUGCCUUGACUGUUUUGGUGCAAAAAUUCUUUCACGAUAUUAUACACUUACUCGUUGUCUUUGUUCCAUUGAUGGCUGCUUUUGUUUGUUGCAAUAAAUAGGCGUUGAAAACA
Saccoglossus kowalevskii is the source of this 1708-nucleotide messenger RNA. Its product is annotated as tubulin alpha chain-like. NCBI's taxonomy places the organism in Eukaryota, Metazoa, Hemichordata, Enteropneusta, Harrimaniidae. Gene Ontology annotation, molecular function: GTP binding; structural constituent of cytoskeleton. The record is from RefSeq and is a predicted model, not a curated record. Gene Ontology annotation, biological process: microtubule-based process. Gene Ontology annotation, cellular component: microtubule.